Molecule: messenger RNA, 1016 nt
Organism: Moneuplotes crassus
Lineage: Eukaryota; Ciliophora; Spirotrichea; Euplotida; Euplotidae
Source: the annotation of a GenBank genome assembly
GUUUUAUAAUAAAAAAUGGGUGAUACAGUAGAAUUCUUCCUCACAGAUGAGCAAGUUGAAAAAUUGGAUAUGGAUGAGAUUAAUAAGUUAUUAAAUGCUUUUCCUAAUAGAAGAGAGAUGGAUUUUUCAAACAAUAAAAAUAUUGAAAUUAUUUCAAUUUUAAAAAACAGAAAGGCAAAGAUGAACCAUUAUAUUUCUGAAGGCUGGUUUAAUGCUGUAGUACCAGGAAUAGGAAUAAUAGCUGCUGGAUGUCUUUUAUUUCCUAUUGGGAUGCCCUGCUAUUUUUUUUGUGUAGGAGGAAUGAUAACAUUAUAUACUAUCAAUGAGCUUUUAGUUCCAGAAGAAUGUUCUCCUAUAAAAAGAUCAUGAAAAUGGUACUUCUCUAUAAAUUACAAAAAAAAUACAUUUGUGAAGCCAAGUAAAAAAACUAUGGGAUGAAUUAAAAAAAUAUAAAAAAGUCUCGCCAAGACGACCCUAUCGAUGGAAAGACUGAUUCUAAUGAAAGAGCUAAUUCUGAAUUUAAAAAUAGAGGACUUAGAAGCUCAAAAAGAUUAUAUAAUGAAAAAGCAGAGCCUGAAAAUGGAGAUCUAGAGGAAAAUAAACUUCCUGCUGACGAUCAGGAAAGUGUACAGGAUGUUUGCAAGCUUUAUGAAAAACAGAUUAGUAAUCUGAAAAAAUCUCAUAAAACCGAAAUAGAUUCUUUGAAUAAUGAAUGGGAGCAAAAAUUCAUAGAACAAAAGAAUAAAAAUAAACAACUCGAAAAUAAUAUAUCAGAGUUGGAAAACACCAUUAAAAAUCUAAAAAAUGAUUUUGAUAUCAAAUUAAAAGAUAUUAGAAAAAAUAUUAGAAAAGAAGUAGCAUCAGAAAUCUUUGCCGAACUUAGAGCCGCUGGAGUACUGAAUCGUACAGAAUCUUCUUCCUCUGAUGAAUAAUCUCAUAAGUCCCUACUCUUACUUUCCACCACAACUUUUGUCCAUCUCCAUUUUUUUAGUUAUUUUUUUCAUUCCAUCUCAAUU